AUGGGUGAGUGGAGGCCACCCCCUUCCACCCCGUCCCGGUGCUGUUCGGGAGCAGAGGUGAGAGCCUGGGGCCGGGUGGUGAAGGAGGAGAUCUCUGAGGACAACGCCAAACUGCCCUGCUUCAAUGGCCGGGUGGUGUCCUGGCUGGUACUGGCUGAGGGCUCCCACUCGGAUGUGGGGUCCCAGGGCACUGACAGCCACACGGACCUCCCCCCACCCCUCGAGCGGACAGGUGGCAUCGGGGACUCCCGGCCUCCCUCCUUUCAUCCAAAUGUGGCCAGCAGCCGUGAUGGGAUGGAUAAUGAGACGGGCACCGAGUCCAUGCUCAGUCAUCGGCGGGAGCGAGGCCGGCGCCGGAACCGCGAUGAGGCGGCCCGGACCAAUGGGCACCCAAGGGGGGACCGGCGGCGGGACUUGGGGCUACCCCCAGACAGCGCGUCCACUGCACUUAGCAGUGAGCUUGAGUCCAGCAGCUUCAUCGACUCUGAUGAGGAGGACAACACAAGCCGGCUGAGCAGCUCCACCGAGCAGAGUACCUCCUCGCGGCUCAUCCGGAAGCACAAGCGCCGGAGGCGGAAGCAGCGCUUGAGGCAGACAGACCGGGCGUCCUCCUUCAGCAGCAUCACCGACUCCACCAUGUCCUUGAACAUCAUCACUGUCACGCUCAACAUGGAGAGACACCACUUUCUGGGCAUCAGCAUCGUGGGCCAGAGCAAUGACCGGGGCGACGGCGGCAUCUACAUCGGCUCCAUCAUGAAGGGCGGGGCUGUGGCCGCGGACGGCCGCAUCGAGCCCGGAGACAUGCUGCUGCAGGUGAACGAUGUCAACUUUGAGAACAUGAGCAACGAUGAUGCCGUGCGGGUGCUGCGGGAGAUCGUGUCCCAGACAGGGCCCAUCAGCCUCACAGUGGCCAAGUGCUGGGACCCAACGCCUAGGAGCUACUUCACCAUCCCGAGGGCUGACCCUGUGCGGCCAAUUGACCCUGCUGCCUGGCUGUCGCACACGGCCGCACUGACAGGCGCCCUGCCCCGCUACGGUACGAGCCCCUGCUCCAGUGCCGUCACCCGCACCAGCUCCUCCUCACUAACCAGCUCAGUGCCUGGCGCCCCACGUAAGUGGCAGCUUGGGAGGACCCGGCAGGAG
Molecule: messenger RNA, 1143 nt
Organism: Dipodomys ordii (Ord's kangaroo rat)
Lineage: Eukaryota; Metazoa; Chordata; Mammalia; Rodentia; Heteromyidae
Gene: Dvl1
Product: dishevelled segment polarity protein 1
Exons: 11
Biological process (GO): canonical Wnt signaling pathway
Cellular component (GO): cytosol
Molecular function (GO): frizzled binding
Source: RefSeq, a predicted model, not a curated record